AUUUGAAUGAUGAACUUUUAAGUUUUGUCCUUUUACAAGCCUGUUGCAGCUUUUAACACAUUUUUACAGUGAAACAAGUCUGUAAGGCGUCCCUUCAAAGUCAAUUUAAUAAGAAAAACAACUGUAAUGAUGAAUUUAAUUUGGAAUAUAAAUAAAUCUGAAGACAAACAUGCUGUAAUUGCUGCAUUUAGAAGCAGUCGAGGCUCUCAAAAAACUAAAUGACUGACAAUAGUGCCCUGUCUCUACAUCAGAGCCGAUCAAUCAUUUACAGUUAUGAUAUGACCGGGGAACUAGGUUGUGUAACUGGGUUAUUGAUGGCAGGAUGAGGAAGAGUUUGCAUGCAGCUGCAUCUGUAAUAAAAAAGAACGCUUCCUGUUCAGUCAGGCGACUCAACAGAGCGGCACACAGAGGGAGAUACAGGUGUUUGCCAGGUAACCCAGGUGACAGAAGAGGACGGCGAGGGAGCCGCAGCCACAGAGAUGAAGUGCGACUUUCACCGUGAUCUCCUGAUGAUGGUGGGGUCAGGUAUUCCUCUGUAACGCCUCCACUGCUAUGGCCUACCUCACUCACACCGCCCAUGCCCAGCUCUGCGCCCUGUGGCUGAGCUGCCUUGGCUGGACGCUCACCGCCGUGGCCCUGGGACUCAUCCAGUGGAGGGUUUGGCUGGUGUUUGACACGGAGGUCAUCAGCUCGGGGGUGGCCUGGGUGGGCAUCUGGCGGACGUGCUUCAACAGCCACACCGUGGUGACCCCAGGCUUUAGGAUCAUGCACUGCAAGUACAUCAGCCUGACGGAGGCCUUCACGCCGCCGGAGAUCGUGGCAGGUCAGGUUCUCAUGCUCCUGUCGCUGCUCGUGGGGCUUUGUGGGAACGCUGGCGGUGUUUACGCCUUGAGGAACGUCACUUUUGGGAUGAAGAACUCGCGGAUCCGUUUGGCGUUCCUCACAAGCGGGAUGCUUUGCCUGUUGGCCGCCGCGAUGUCACUCAUACCUCUCGUGUGGAACCUAAACUCGGUGGUGACCAAUCAGACAAUUAAGUUCCCGCCUGAGUUUAAAAUGCCCAGGGCUCCUGAUGCUCAGCACGUGGGGUCUGGCAUCGCAGUCGGGAUGAUCGGGGCCAUCCUGAUGAUCGUCUCUGGGAUCACUUUUUGCAUGCACAGGUUACCUGCGAGGUCUGUGAGAGAAGAGGUUCACCUGGACUCACCUGGGACCAGCAACCAGGGGGCUUUAACAAGCUCCAGGGGGGUAGAGAACCUGGCGUUUGAGUCUCACUUGUGAUGAGUUUGACUCGUGUAAAAAAAACUUUCUGCAUCAGCUUUCGCUCCGUGAUCCAGCAGCCGAUAUAUACGUGAUUGAUUUGAUUUUAUUAUCGCUUUGGUGACUGAUCUAAUUUGAAGACCUGGAGGAGGAUGAAGUGAAUGACUCAUCACUUUUAAACUGAAGUUUCUGUUUUGUUCACGUCUUCAGCUGCAAUAAAACGAGUUUAC
Messenger RNA from Larimichthys crocea (large yellow croaker), 1484 nucleotides. RefSeq names its product claudin-34. Gene Ontology annotation, cellular component: membrane; bicellular tight junction. The record is from RefSeq and is a predicted model, not a curated record. Gene Ontology annotation, molecular function: structural molecule activity. The transcript has 2 exons. Bases 553 to 1275 code for a protein of 240 amino acids. NCBI's taxonomy places the organism in Eukaryota, Metazoa, Chordata, Actinopteri, Sciaenidae.